Centrocercus urophasianus (Greater sage-grouse) is the source of this 7477-nucleotide messenger RNA. RefSeq names its product multiple EGF like domains 10 (gene MEGF10). Gene Ontology annotation, molecular function: protein binding. NCBI's taxonomy places the organism in Eukaryota, Metazoa, Chordata, Aves, Galliformes, Phasianidae. The coding region runs from base 61 to 3453 and encodes 1130 amino acids. The record is from RefSeq and is a predicted model, not a curated record. The transcript has 25 exons.
GGUACGCAGCGGCCGCUCGGACGGGGAGGGCGCCCGCGGACAGGCUACCUUUUUGAAAAGAUGUUUCUUCAUUUGAACUCCCUUUCUGGAUUCCCAAUUAUUCUCCUGUACCAUUGGCUGGGGACAACUUUAUCUUUGAAUCUUGAAGAUCCAAAUGUGUGUAGCCACUGGGAAAGUUAUUCAGUCACAGUGCAAGAGUCAUAUCCACAUCCUUUUGAUCAAAUUUACUACACCAGUUGUACUGACAUCCUAAACUGGUUUAAGUGCACACGACACAGAAUCAGUUACCGCAUUGCCUACAGACAUGGUGAAAAAACGAUGUACAAGCGUAAAUCCCAGUGCUGCCCUGGAUUUUAUGAAAGCAGAGAAAUGUGUGUCCCUCACUGUGCUGACAAAUGUGUCCAUGGUCGUUGUAUUGCUCCAAACACCUGUCAGUGUGAGCCUGGCUGGGGAGGACCCAACUGCUCCAGUGCUUGUGACAGUGACCACUGGGGACCUCACUGCAGCAGCCGCUGUCAGUGCAAAAACGGAGCCUUGUGCAACCCCAUCACUGGAGCCUGCCACUGUGCGUCCGGUUUCAAAGGCUGGCGCUGCGAGGAGCGCUGUGACCAAGGGACGUAUGGAAAUGACUGCCAUCAGAAAUGUCAGUGCCAGAAUGGAGCCACCUGUGACCAUGUGACUGGAGAGUGCAGGUGUCCUCCUGGAUACACUGGAGCCUUCUGUGAGGAUCUCUGCCCUCCAGGGAAGCACGGGCCGCAGUGCGAGGAAAGAUGCCCCUGCCAGAAUGGAGGCAUCUGCCACCACGUGACCGGGGAGUGUGCAUGCCCACCAGGAUGGAUGGGCAUGGUCUGUGGUCAGCCUUGUCCUGAGGGUCGUUAUGGGAAAAACUGUUCCCAGGAAUGUCAGUGCCACAAUGGAGGGAUCUGCGACUCAGCGACAGGUCAAUGCCAUUGCAGCCCAGGCUACACAGGGGAAAGAUGUCAAGAUGAGUGUCCAGUGGGCACUUAUGGAGUACAGUGUGCUGAGACCUGCCAGUGUAUGAAUGGUGGGAAAUGCUACCAUAUCAGUGGUGCUUGCCUCUGUGAUCCAGGAUAUACUGGAGAGCACUGUGAAACAAGACUUUGCCCUGAGGGAGUUUAUGGCCUCAAAUGUGACAAAAAGUGUCCCUGCCACUUGCAUAAUACCUGGAGCUGUCACCCUAUGUCUGGGGAAUGCUCCUGCAAGCCUGGCUGGUCUGGGCUCUACUGCAAUGAGACAUGUUCUCCAGGGUUCUAUGGCAAGUCUUGUCAGCAGAUCUGCAGCUGCCAAAAUGGUGCUGAUUGUGACAGCGUGACUGGAAAAUGCACCUGUGCCUCUGGAUUUAAGGGUGCUGAUUGUGGUACUCCUUGUCUUCCGGGUACGUACGGAGUAAAUUGUUCUUCUGACUGCAACUGUAAAAACGAAGCCGUAUGUUCGCCAGUAGAUGGUUCUUGUGCUUGCAAAGCAGGUUGGCAUGGUGUAGACUGUUCAGUCAAUUGUCCCAGUGGUACCUGGGGACUUGGCUGUAACUUAACUUGCCAGUGUCUUAACGGAGGGGCUUGCAAUGCUCUGGAUGGAACCUGUUCCUGCGCCCCGGGCUGGAGAGGAGAAAAGUGUGAACUCCCUUGCCAGGAUGGCACAUAUGGCAUGGAUUGUGCUGAACGCUGUGACUGCAGCCAUGCAGAUGGUUGUCAUCCUACCACGGGUUACUGCCGCUGUCUACCAGGAUGGUCAGGUAUACACUGUGACAGUGUGUGCGCUGAGGGACAGUGGGGACCAAAUUGCUCACUGUCUUGUUACUGCAAAAAUGGGGCAUCAUGCUCUCCAGAUGAUGGAAUCUGUGAGUGUGCACCAGGAUACCGAGGCACCACCUGUCAGAGAAUUUGUUCCCCUGGGUUUUAUGGACACCGGUGCAGCCAGACAUGCCCACAGUGUGUACACAGCAGUGGCCCCUGCCACCACAUUACUGGAUUAUGUGACUGUUUACCUGGAUUUACUGGAGCCCUGUGUAAUGAAGUAUGCCCCAGUGGCAGAUUUGGCAAGAACUGCAUUGGAAUAUGCACCUGCACGAAUAAUGGAACAUGCAACCCUAUCGACAGAUCCUGUCAGUGUUAUCCUGGGUGGAUUGGUAGUGACUGCUCUCAGCCUUGCCCACCUUCUCACUGGGGACCAAACUGCAUCCACACAUGCAACUGCCAUAAUGGAGCUUACUGCAGUGCCUACGAUGGAGAGUGCAAAUGCACCCCAGGAUGGACUGGCCUUUACUGUACACAACGAUGUCCCCUUGGAUUUUAUGGGAAGGACUGUGCACUGAUAUGCCAGUGCAAGAACGGAGCCGACUGCGACCACAUCAGUGGGCAGUGCACCUGCCGCACAGGAUUCAUGGGGAAGCACUGUGAGCAGAAAUGCCCUCAAGGUACAUAUGGAUAUGGAUGUCGGCAGAUAUGUGACUGUCUGAACAACUCAACCUGUGACCACAUCACGGGAACGUGUUACUGUAGCCCAGGCUGGAAGGGAGCCAGGUGUGAUCAAGCUGGCGUAAUUAUAGUAGGAAACCUGAACAGUUUAAGCCGUACCAGUACUGCCAUCCCUGCUGACUCCUACCAGAUAGGGGCUAUAGCAGGCAUCAUCAUUCUUGUCCUGAUUGUGCUGUUCCUGCUAGUGCUGUUCAUCAUUUACAGACAUAAGCAAAAAGGGAAAGAAACAAAUAUGCCUGCAGUGACCUAUACUCCGGCAAUGAGGGUCAUCAAUGCAGAUUACACCAUUUCAGAAACCAUCCCUCAUAGUAAUGGUGGAAAUGCUAACAGUCACUAUUUCUCUAACCCCAGUUAUCACACCCUAACACAGUGCACUACACCACCUCACGUCAACAACAUGGACAGACUGACACUGGCAAAGGCAAAAAACAAUCAGCUAUUUGUGAACCUUAAAAAUAUGGAACCUGGAAAGCGAGGCACCAUCAUGGAUUACACUGGAACACUGCCUGCUGAUUGGAAACACGGUGGCUACCUCAAUGAGCUUGGAGCUUUUGGACUUGAUAGGGGAUAUUUGGGAAAAUCUCUGAAAGAUCUAGUUAAGAAUUCGGAAUACAAUUUAAGUAAUUGCUCCUUAAGCAGCUCUGAAAACCCAUAUGCCACUAUAAAAGACCCACCGGCUCUUGUACCAAAAAGUUCAGAAUGUGGAUAUGUUGAAAUGAAGUCACCAGCACGCAGGGACUCCCCGUAUGCUGAGAUCGCCAGCUCUGCUUCAGCCAAUAAGAACGUUUAUGAAGUUGAACCAACAGUGAGUGUUGUCCAAGGAGCAUUCAGCAGCAAUGGACGUUUCAGCCAGGAUCCUUAUGACCUUCCAAAAAACAGCCACAUUCCGUGUCACUAUGACUUGCUACCAGUUCGAGAUGGCCCCACAUCCUCUACAAAGGAGGUUGGCAGUGAAUGACUCCAAAAGCUGAAGUGUAGCACAGGGGAUUCUCAAUGGGACAAGUGGCAUAGUUGUGCUCCUUCCUUAGUUUACAGUCAUAUUUGGUUCCUAAUCUGUCCAGCAGAAAAUUGCCGUACAUCAAAAAGGAAUCUCAACAUGAGGUUUAUAUUGUGUAUAGAAGUGACACAUGGACGAAUGCCACACUUGGGAGACCCUGAUUGUUCUUUUUUUUUGGUGGCAGUUACUUUUAUAGAAACAAGUAUGCAACACAUCUAUACUGUAAUAUACAGGCGUAAAAAUCUUAGUUUGUAGAUCAGUUUUGAUAACAGAUCCCACUUCAGCUACUUUAAAUAUAGACUUCAUAUUUGACAUGUUUCAAAUACUCCCAGGACAAUGUAAUUUACCAAAUGCCAUUUCAUACAGGUUAUGAGUUAUGUGGAACAAAAACCGUCCUGCCAAAUUUUACCUUUCAUUCUGCUCUUUAGUCAAGACAUACGUACUAAGAAAUGAGAUCAGAUAAAGUAAGCACAACACUGCAGUUAUUUGGGAAGUCCAUCAUCAGACUCUUUUGUCCCUUACUGUUGGUGGAAAUACUUUAUUUGAAUAGCUUUCAAGAUGGUAACAGCAUUGCAUACGUCAAAAUUAUAUGAUGCCUCAAGAUCACUGGGUACUCCAGACCCAGCACCAGUCCUCAAAAAAUAUUUGCUACACUUCAACUCCACAUGUUACUGUUCUGACCACUAUUUCUACCAAACACAAUUAAUAAUCCAUAACAUAUCAGUAAUUAUUUCAUAAAAUAUGUAAAUUAAAUCAGUUUAUUUUUGUCAGUGGACUGAGUGUGUAAGGAGUGGAAAAAGGUGAUGAUUUACGUAAACCGGAACUCUCAAGGAACGGUUUACAUUUUAUAAACAGGUAGUAAUAAUUACUGUAAUAUAGUAGGGUAAAAGCAGUAAAAUGUUGUGAUUUUUUUUCUUAGAAAUAACUAAGCAAUCUCUGUGCAUACUUGCUAAAAGGCACCUUUUUUAUAGUUGAUGUAUGGAAAAACAUGCUUAAGCUGGUCUUUUGCAUCGCUAAUAACGUGACACGUACCCUUAUUCUUCAUUAACUUCUGCCUCUAUUUUUAAGCUGUAUGUCUGUGUUUCUAGUGAUCUAGCUUGUAAUUCUGAAAGUAUUCUAUUGUGUGUCCAUUUUUUUUUCUCUUGCAUUUUUGCCAAGUGGCCUUUAUUUUGUCUGGUUAAAGAAUCCUCUGGGCAGAGGAAGAGCAUUAAAGUAAGGAUAAUGUCAUACUGAUAAUCCAGGAGGCGGUUAGCGAUUACUUAAUAGAUUAUGAAUUGAAUUUAAUUGGAAAAAUAAAAUAUCAAGGUGUUUUUGUUGGGGAUAAUUGUAAGAAUGCACAAAAAAGUGAAAAAUCAGACUCUCUCUUCGAAGUUUAGAUUAUUCUGUUGACUGUGUGGAGACCAACUUUCCAGAAGGCUCCUUUCUCUAUGAUCUACAUAAUUCAUCAGAUUUGCCCGUGUAUCUAUCCACUGAAAGAAAAGCGUUCCCUUAGCGUUUUCAGGCAGUUUAAAAAUAAAAUGGUUGAUAUGGACUAGACAUUCUCUUUCAUGGAAAGAUACCUUCAGAAACCAAAAAAUCAUAUUCUCAGCUAUAGCAGUAUUAUUUCUAGCUGCUAGUAUUUUCUAGCUUGCAGUGAUGCCAUCAGAUAAUGUGCUGGUCAUGCUGAUGGCUCACCCCUGCAGUCUCCUCCACCCCCCCUCAGUUCUAGCUGUGUAGCUUGUUGUAAGAAGUUUUCUCCAUGGAUUGAUGCUUCCCUUGGGAAAGGAUGUAGGUGGUUGCAUCGUAUGACAUACAAUGGGAAGCAUAAUGUCAUUCUAGUCUUCUUUCUGCAUUGGGGCCACAUUCUGGCACGUGAGACCUGUGAUGUGAACAGGAGUUGAGACAUUAAGAGUGUCAAUGCAAAAGAAAGUCAGGUGGAUGAAAAAAAUGAAACAAAACCAACUUUUGGAAAUAUUUUUUAAAAAGAAUCCCAGAUUUUAAAUGGAAACACCAUUUAUUCUUUUACCUCACCAGUUCUUUUAUUUGUUGUCACCAAAGUGUUGAUAACUGAAAACUGCAUUCAAGAUGUUGUUAUAAGUGUUUUCCAGCCUGAUAAAGUAUAUGCCUGUUUGCAGUGCCCUCUAAUAUUCCUGCUUCUUACUGACUCUAAGCGCUGUUUUUCAGUUCCUUGCACACUGUUGGUCUUUGCCAGCACAAAGAUUAAAUGCAAGGUUUCAAAAGCCAGUCACCGUUUAAUCCCUCCAUAUUGACUGGAUUUGUGUGCAUACAGGUACAUGUGGCACUAGUGGUACAUACGUGUGUUUGUACUGUGGGAAACAUUUUAAAAUAGAACCUCUCUUUGAAGCCAUGAUUAGAAAAUGCUGUAUUUGGCAACUGUGAGCUCACAAAAAUUAAUUUUCUUACUCUGUGUAAAAUUUGGAGACCCUCAGAUAAAUUCCCAUCAUAUGAAGUUAUUUUUUUUUGUAUGCAAUAGUGAAUAGCUCAAUAAAUGAUUUUUAAUAUGCUUGAAAAUUUUCAGUAUGUCACAUAUCCUCAAGUGAUAUAUCGAGCCAAACAUUCAUGAGAUGAAUUUCUGAUAAUAGUGCCAUUGGUGUAUGUUCCAAAUAUACACAUAAUCAAAAACAGCUUUCUGUGUGUGGGUAUGGCAUCAGCUUAAGCUGACUGAGCUGUGUUUGCAGUGACUCUAGAUCAAGUAAAUGACUUGUGAAUUUACUUAAUCAGAUGAUCCUCGGUAGAUGCAGAAAAAAGGAUAACCUGCAAGGGUAAUCUAGUAAAUUGCUAUCUAUUUAGCAUUCAUUUGAAAGGAAAAAAAAAACCAACAAAACACAUGGAACUUAUGUUAGCAGUCCUAUCUCCUCUACAAGUGUUAGGGAGGCUUGCCCCAGAGUGCAUGCUGCUGUCAUUGUGAAUGCGAUUAAAAACUCAGUCCUCCUGAUUGCCAUGGUCCCUUUUGCUGAUUCAUCUGUGCUCUUUAAAGAGCCUAAAUACAUUUGAACACCUACACUAUAUUCUGGUGGGAACUUACUGAGAAAGUUGAUAUAAUAAUUUUACAAAUACUGACUACAGAGAGAAUUGGCUUCACCACAGAUAGGAGUGGAAAGAGAUGCAUUAUCUCUAGAUGUUCACAUUGUAAGAGUGAAAACUAUAGCACUGAAAAUGGAGGUAGCUGACCUCUACUAAUAUGGUUGUUGAAUGAAGUGCAAAAUUCUGCACAAGGGUAAUAGCUGAUUUUAGAAGUGUGUAGUGAGUAUAAACAUUAGGUUUUAAAUAGUAUAGGUGUGUUAAUUCUAGUCACUUAGAAACAUAAUGAACCUCAAUGGCUUUUCACUUUAUCAAAGAUUUUUAGUCACAGCACACUGUUACACAGAAAUGUUGUCGUCAUCUUUUUCUACCCAGACAAUUCUCAUUAGUUUUAAUUGGAAAUGCAUAUGCAGAUUACAGAGGAACAAAGAUUUUGUUGUACUUUCUGCUGAGACAAUCUGCAAAAUCAAGUUAAUGUUGAAAUUAAAUAAAAAAUUAGAAAUGGGGAUGUAUUAUUUAAAAUACGUUGAAUUUUCAAAGUACUGUGAAUACAACUGGAUAUUCUAAUUAGGUACUUCAAAUUUUAAAAUUCUUACACUGAAGCUCUAAAAUCCAGACUGAAGAAUACAGAGCUAAUUUUGACAAAAAUGCUUUAUAUUAAAGAUUAUACAUAUGUAGUAGUUUAAAUGACUGAAAAUAAAUGUGUGCAUGUUUAUUAAUUGCCGUAUAUAAAAUCUUUCCACUUUUGGUACACUUAAACUAGUGCUAGAGCACUGAACCUAACUCUUCUAUUUUCAGUUUUUUAGCCCGCAGGACUUCACUUUGAGAAGACUGAAUUGUAAUAUAUUCUUAAAGAAUACCUAUUGAGUAUGUCUGGCUUCUUUUUCUUAGCUGUAACAAAAAAAGUGUUUUGUUGUUAAAAUAUAUCUAUUUUCCAAAGAUGACUGAUGUUCAUCAUUUUGUC